CACUGCGGUCCUGUCCUGUGCUGCGCCUGCCCCGAGUCCGACCUCCUCAGCCUGCCUCAGAUAGAUCAUCAGACUAUUUGGACUCUCAUAAGCUUUUUUAACCAUGUAAACGAAGCGCUUUGGUCUUACAUCCUGGAUGUUGCACUUCCUGUUGCUGUAGCCAACCAAGCCCAUAAUGCACUUCUCCUUUCUCUGGCACAGCUCCUGCUCCGUCCAGCUAGUUUAUAGCUCCUCCCACCCAAAUAGUUACAUAGACACUACCCUAUCACUGCCCCUGUUGCUGCUUUGACAUCCCCAUGGACAUAUCACAGGAAGGAAGAAAAUGCUCCAUGGACAUGGUCAUGUGACCACAGCCCAGAAUGGAAGAUAGGAGCAAUAAAGGUGGCAUUUUUCUUGGGACAGUUGCAACUGCAGGAAUGCUUGCUGGUUUCGGAACUACAUUGUCCCUUGCAAAGAAGAGGAGUCCUAACUGGUUUAAUAAGGGGGCCACUGCAACAGCUGCUCUGCCAGAAAGUGGUUCAUCACUUGCACUGAGGGCUUUAGGAUGGGGCUCGCUGUACGCCUGGUGUGGAGUUGGGUUAAUCAGUUUUGCGGUAUGGAAAGCACUAGGAGUACACAGUCUAAAAGAAUUUAGAGAAAAAAUGCAGACCAUAUUUCCAGCUGUGCCUAAAAGUAACAAGCAAGCCUCUGAUCCUAAGGCUUUUAAUUGGAAAGAUCUUCUGAAGUCUAAGUAAUUGAGCAUCAAACAUCUGGAACAGGAUUAUUGUUUUAGGUUUAUCUGGAUGGCAGAUGAGUAGAGAUGAGCGAACUUCUGUUUUAAGUUCGGCGUCUAAAGUUCGGGGGCGGG
Messenger RNA from Bufo gargarizans (Asiatic toad), 847 nucleotides. RefSeq names its product transmembrane protein 242 (gene TMEM242). NCBI's taxonomy places the organism in Eukaryota, Metazoa, Chordata, Amphibia, Anura, Bufonidae. The transcript has 5 exons. The record is from RefSeq and is a predicted model, not a curated record. The coding region runs from base 360 to 734 and encodes 124 amino acids.